This is a messenger RNA of Eutrema salsugineum, 2724 nucleotides long. RefSeq names its product protein RDM16. The record is from RefSeq and is a predicted model, not a curated record. Gene Ontology annotation, biological process: mRNA splicing, via spliceosome. The transcript has 6 exons. NCBI's taxonomy places the organism in Eukaryota, Viridiplantae, Streptophyta, Magnoliopsida, Brassicales, Brassicaceae. The coding region runs from base 130 to 2526 and encodes 798 amino acids. Gene Ontology annotation, cellular component: U4/U6 x U5 tri-snRNP complex.
AACUUGGUUUCGAUUUCUGCUUUUACCCGAGUCGCUGGUUUAUUCCGGUUGUGGGUUUUUCGUUUAUAAUAGGGACCGGAUUAUCCGGCUAAACAACUUGUUGCGAGGAAGAAGAAACCCUAACUCGCCAUGGAUAAGGAGAGAUACUCCAGGAGCAACCGGGACGAUCGUGAUCGGGAUUCGAGUGUGGAUCAUUCUCCGGAACGUGAAGGCGGACGCCGGCAUCAUGGUCGUGAUCGCGAUGGCGAUUCGAAGCGUCGUGAUUCAGAUCACCACCGGUCAUCGAGGCGCGACGAUAGGGAGGAUGAGAGAGAUAGGACUAAGGAUAGAGCUCGGGACAGGGGGAGAUCUGUUGAGCGAAGCGAGAGGGAAGGGAGUAGAGAUAGGGAAAAGCAUCAUGAGAGGUCUCACGAGGUAAGUAAGGAGAAGGAAGCGAGGAGCAAGAGGAAAGAGAGAGAGGAAGAGAAUGGGAGUAGAGAGGGGAAGAAGAAAUCUAGGUUUUCUGACGGGAAUGGUGAGAGGAGGAGCAGGUUUGAGGAUUCGGCUAUGGAACAUGAGAACAAAAAUGCUGAAGUAACUGAGGGUUCUGGGGCCAUGAACGGAACCAGUGGCGUCCCGAUUGGCGCUGCUUCAUAUGCAUCGGAAACUUCUUUGGCCCCUAGUCAAACCCUGCUCACUAAGGUAUCUUCGAUAUCUACAACGGAUGAAAAUAAGGGAGUUAGUAUUGUCAGGUCUCAUGAGGUUCCUGGAAAAUCUAGUACAGAUGGAAGAACAUCCUCAACGGCUGGGAAAAGUAGUGCAAAGUUGUCCCUUGAUGCACUAGCGAAAGCUAAAAAAACAUUACAGAUGCAAAAGGGUUUGGUACAGCUGCAAAAGGGACUGGCGGAGAGAAUGAAGAAUUCUCCUUUGCCGAAGCAGGGUACUAACUCAACUUCAGAAGGUAGCACGCAUACCAGAGGGCCAUCAUCGACUACCACUCCUGCUGUCUCUGCAGGAACAUCUUCUGCUUCGGCACUGCCACAUGCUGUCUUUCCUGGCCUUGAUAGUAUUGCCACCAUUGAAGCUGUUAAGCGAGCUCAGGAGCGGGCAGUUAACAUGGGUGGCCGCCUGGAUCCAGGGUUUGGUCCCCUUAUCAAUUUAUUUCCAGGACAGACACACGCACAGACGCCUGUUCCACAGAAACCGGCGAAGCCCCCUGUUCUGCGUGUGGAUGCACUUGGAAGGGAGAUUGAUGAACAUGGAAAUGUGAUUAGUGUGACUAAACCAAGCAAUCUUAGUACAUUGAAGGUUAACAUCAACAAACAGAAGAAGGAUGCUUUUCAGAUUCUUAAACCUCAGCUGGAAGUAGAUCCUGAAGAAAACCCCCAUUUUGAUCCAAGGAUGGGUAUUGAUAAGAACAAGAUUUUGAGACCUAAGCGUAUGAGUUUCCAGUUUGUGGAGGAAGGUAAAUGGACAAGGGAUGCUGAGAAUUUGAAGUUAAAGAGCCAAUUUGGUGAAGCAAAAGCAAGAGAGCUGAAGGUGAAGCAAGCGCAUCUGGCAAAGGCAAAGGAUGAUAUAAAUCCAAAUUUGAUAGAGGUAUCCGAACGUGCCCCAAGAAAAGAGAAGCCCAAGGAGCCAAUCCCGGAUGUUGAGUGGUGGGAUGCGAAUGUCCUCAUCAAAGGCGAAUAUGGCGACAUAGCUGAUGGGGCAAUUACCGAUAGCGAUCUGAAGAUAGAAAAACUCACUCAUUACAUUGAGCAUCCCCGUCCGAUAGAGCCACCUGCAGAGGCAGCGCCUCCACCACCCCAACCUCUGAAACUGACAAAGAGGGAACAGAAGAAACUGCGAACCCAGAGGCGUCUAGCAAAAGAAAAGGAGAAACAGGAGAUGAUCAGACAAGGGUUGCUUGAACCACCAAAAGCGAAGGUGAAAAUGAGCAACCUAAUGAAGGUUCUCGGGGCUGAAGCAACCCAGGACCCAACGAAGCUAGAAAAAGAGAUCCGCACAGCAGCAGCCGAGCGUGAACAGGCUCACACGGACAGGAACGCAGCAAGGAAGCUUACUCCUGCAGAGAAACGUGAGAAGAAAGAGAGGAAGCUGUUCGACGAUCCAACAACGGUUGAGACGAUUGUAUCAGUGUACAAGAUCAACAAGCUAUCGCAUCCUAAGGCAAGAUUCAAAGUGGAGAUGAAUGCAAGACAGAACAAACUAACAGGGUGCAGUGUGAUGACGGAUGGGAUGAGUGUGGUUGUGGUUGAAGGUAAGAGCAAAGCGAUAAAGAGAUACGGGAAGCUGAUGCUGAGUCGAAUAAACUGGGAAGAGGCGGUGAAGAAGGAAGGUGAGGAAGGAGAAGAAGAAGAUGAAGACGGAGAGGAGAAUGGUGGGAACAACAAGUGUUGGUUGGUUUGGCAAGGAAGUGUCGCGAAACCGAGUUUCCAUAGGUUUCAUGUACAAGAGUGCUUGACCGAAUCUGCUGCCAAGAAAGUUUUCACGGAUGCUGGUGUUGCUCACUACUGGGAUCUCGCUCUCAAUUACACAGAAGACUAAAAUCAUCCUCUUCCUCAUAUUUUGUCAAGCUACUACUUCAGCGCUGGAGAGUGUCACGUAUCAUUUUGAGUUUUUUUUUUUUUUAAAGAAAAAAAUUCAGUUGAAAACAUUAAGUCUUCUCUAUUGAAACCAUAUACCCAUCAGUUAAUGUCAUCAUGAAAGUGCAUAAAAUGAAGGGACUCAAUAGUUUUUACUGAA